This is a messenger RNA of Daldinia loculata, 1280 nucleotides long. RefSeq lists its product as uncharacterized. The transcript is spliced from 5 exons. The coding region runs from base 74 to 1135 and encodes 353 amino acids. The record is from RefSeq and is a predicted model, not a curated record. NCBI's taxonomy places the organism in Eukaryota, Fungi, Ascomycota, Sordariomycetes, Xylariales, Hypoxylaceae.
CUUUCCUUUUCUCAUGACCCGUUAAUGUUCAUGUAUCUAGAUCAGCAUCAACUACUAUCUAACUAUAAUCGCUAUGAUCGCAGCUAACUAUAGCCCCGAGUAUCUUGCUGAGUCUAGAGUUGCAUUGGUCAAUGCAUUUUUCUCAAUCCCUAUCCCUAUCGAGGUUUUAAGCACGGUUUUCAGGCUAUGGGUUAAGACAAGGCUGUCCUCACAGCGCCGCUUAGCUUUCGACGAUUACUUCAUAAUCUGGGCUACAAUAACCGCAGUCGCGGUGUGUAUUGUGGGGUUGGUUUGUGCAUCUGGUGGUCUUGGACGCCACAUAGAAGCUCUCCCUACAGAAGACAUAGAAACUUUCCUCUUGGGCGACUAUAUUUUCAGCCAUUUCUACGACUUUGCCAUUGCCAGCACAAAGCUGUCGGUGCUAGCUCUAUACUACCGCAUCUUCGCCGCCGCCAAAUUUCGCAUUUUAGUUAUUGCCACCGCCAUUUGCGUUGUCAUAUGGCUCAUAGUAAUGGAAAUCAUACUGGGACUAGGAUGUCAACCUGUUCAAGGUUGGUGGAAUACUGCUGCUGCUGCAACGGCAACCUGCGUGGAUAAGUUGGCUUUCACAUAUUCCACUAAUAUCAUAAACCUGAUAUUUGAUAUGUGGAUAUUUACCAUGCCAAUACCCAUCAUUCUUGGUUUACAAGCUAGUAUGGAAAAGAAGAUAGGCCUUUGCUUCCUGUUCUCCAUGGGGUUGGGGACGUGUGCUAUUAGCGCUGCUCGUCUGUCGUUUAUUAUCUCAGUGAGAUCUAAAGAUGUCACAUGGAGUGAGGUUCCCUUAGGAAUCCUGUCUGCAUGGGAACCUUGCGGUAGUAUCUUGUGCGCGAACUUGCCCCUGGUCUACAAGCCCUUAGUCCGAGGUGUCCAGCAGAUUCGUUCAACAAUAAAGAGCUCGCGGUAUCGCAGCCAUGACCUUGGAGCGCUACCGUCUUCAUCAUACCACGACUGGGCUCGGCUUGAUAAUAGCACCCUUACUAAUUAUGCUACGUCGAAAGUCACGGCGACUAGAGGCAAUUCAACUGAAUUGAUCAUGAUUGGACAUACUGGAAUCACGGUGGAACGUGAUUUUAAACAAGAGAUUCAUCAUGAAUGAUCGAGGGAAAAGGUCCCUCUUAUGAAUUAAUAACGAACGACAUGAAGAUUACUGGAACAAAUUCCAAGGUCAGAAGUUGAACCUGAGACCAAUUUACUAACUACAACUUCGGUUUUCGCUUGAGUACAAAUUACUUCCUUCCAUU